Mytilus californianus (California mussel) is the source of this 6868-nucleotide messenger RNA. RefSeq lists its product as uncharacterized. The record is from RefSeq and is a predicted model, not a curated record. Gene Ontology annotation, cellular component: cytosol. Gene Ontology annotation, biological process: anatomical structure morphogenesis. The transcript has 6 exons. Gene Ontology annotation, molecular function: protein binding. The coding region runs from base 930 to 4538 and encodes 1202 amino acids. NCBI's taxonomy places the organism in Eukaryota, Metazoa, Mollusca, Bivalvia, Mytilida, Mytilidae.
UUGAUUUUAUCCUGGAAAGUGAUUUGUAAAAAUCAAUGUUUUGAAUCAGACAGGCACCAUAGUGUAGUAAAUUAAAGGACAAUGUCAUGAAACGAUGACAAUGUCAUUUACAUUGUUCUAGCAUCACCACACUGUGUACAAUAAGGCCAGUCACGGUGAGAGUUUGUCAGGCUCUCAUAAAUGGUAUCCUAUCAACCACCUUCUGUAAGCUUACAUUAAUCAAGUUCACAUAUGAGAAACUGUAUAAACAUAUAGGUGCUCAUUUAUUAUAUUUUGAAAUGCUUCAGUGAUGUACUUGUUUUAUACAUUCAGAGGUCAUUCCUCUUUUCAAAAUGGCUGGAUCUGCACCUGAUAUAUCAUGUUUUUCAAUCUCUAUUCUUAUUUUGUGGAAAAUAACAGGCACUUGUCUGAAAAAAAAAAUACCUAUAUACUUUAAUAUAAGUAUUUUUUCAGAGACAAGUGCCUGUGGAAAAUAAGAAUAGAGGGGCACCAUUGAUAAACUACUAUUAUUGUGAUAUUGUAUGUGAAAUAGUUAGAAUGCAUUAAAUAAGUUAAAAUAUGAAAGAAUAUUUACUAAAAAUAAAGUAUAUACAUGUAUAAGGACAGAGACAUAUAUACACAUAUAUGUCUCUGAUAAGGAUGAGGAUCUGCAAAUAAAUUAAUUUUGAUAUGCAAAGGACUAUUCUGCAAACAUGAAACUGGCAUGCAUAAACCCUACACAUUUCAAUAUAUAAUCACUAUGAACUUUGAGAUGAUAAGCUUUUUAGAAUGAUUUUUUUACAAUUACGUUCUUUCUAUGGUUUAAUAUAGGUAAUUUUUUGGGCUUAUGUCAGAUCUUGGUAGGGGAGAUAAUCAAUGAAAAAACCGAAGAUCAACAAAAAACUGCUGCCUCAUGAAAUAUCCUCCCCAUUUGCCCAUUUACAAUAGUCAUGGACCAAAAAGCAAGAAAAACAAUCCAGAAACUCAUAUUGAAACUGGACAAUUCUUCAGAAAACGGAGUAUUUAACUGUCUUGUUGAAAUCCGUAAAAAUGUGCUGAAAACCAAAGAAGGGAUAAGCUAUCUGUUGAAAAACGGAGGUAUCCCGAAGAUUCUUCAAAUACUACAGAAAAGUGAUACUGAUAACAAGAGUGUUGAUGUCAUUUUAAGUACACUGGGAAAUUUAUGUAUGGAUAAUGAUGCCAGAAAUAUGGUCAGAAGAUCCAGUGGCAUAGAAAUUAUAGCACAUGUUUUUGGUGAAUCGAAGACAGAAAGUAUACAAAAUAGAUGUUCCAGGACCCUGGCAAACUUGGCUUUAACAAAGGAAAAUAUUGUUAUUAUUCUUAAGGCAGAUGCUGCAGAAACCCUGGGAAAACUACUACAAUCUACAAAAACCAAAGAAAAUAUUCUGACAUACAGCAGAACAGUAAGGUUGCUUGUUAGUAACAACAGACAGAUGGAGAAGCUUCUAUUAGAUGAUGUUGUUCUGUAUCUAGCAAAACAUCUCAGUGAUUCAGAGGAAGAAGUUAAGCAUUCUAUAUUAAGAACUAUUCAUGAGAUUUCUGCUGUAAGUUGUUCUGUAGGUUUUGCCAGUCAGAUUGUUAGUUCUGGUGCCCUGCCGGACAUACUGUCCCUAAUGCUUCACAGUGAUAGUACUAUAGUCAACCAGUCCAUUACAGUGAUAAACAGACUUUCAAACCAGCCUAAUUUCCGAGCGGGCUUGGGAUCAGCUGGAGGAAUAAAAAUAAUUCUUGAUAUUUUUCAUGAUAAAAAAAAUGGUAUUGACAAAAAUACAUUGCUAAAUAUUCUUUGCAUGUGUUGUAAAGAUGGUGUCAAUCGAAUAAAAAUACGUGACAAUGAAAUUUUGCAGUUAUUUUUAGAAUGUCUUUACAAGGAUGAAUACAGUGUGCUACACGAUAAAGUCAUCAGUGCUUUACAAUGCUUUCUAUAUGAUGAUCCAAGUAUUUCAGUUUUACUUGAACAUGGUUUGAUUAAAGUUCUGGUCAGUCAUUUGCAAAGAGUUGCCAAGUUUGAAAGUGUCGUCUGCCAAGCAGAAGAUCUGAUUCCAACUUUCAUCAGUAAAGACCAAAUGAAUGAGGAAAUGUUAAAAGAGCAAGAAAUGUUCAAGAAACUGUAUCAGUUUCCACAUCAAGUUGACUCCAGAUGCAACGGAAAUGUAACAGAAAAGAAAAUGAAGGCAAAGGUUCAGCUAGACAAGGUGGAGGAAAAAGAAGAAAAACGUAAAUCUGUUGUUUACAGCAUGGACAGUCCAUCAUACAUUCCACAUUCCUCGUGGGAUAUUGACCAAUAUACCAAAGGUGAAAAAUGUAAACAGGUAUUUGUGAAGAACGAUACAGAAUUGUCAGAAUACAGUCCCCUAAGUACUGUUUCAUAUUAUUCACCAAAAAGUAACUCUGAAAGUAGUGGAGAAAGUCCCACAAAUUCUAAUCAGUAUUCAUUAAGUCCAUCCAAAUUCUCAUUUAGUAGUCCCGGUUGUUCAUCAUGGAGUGUUGCUGAAAGUACUCCAGAAAAUUGGUUUUCAGUUUCAACGGUUAAUAAAGAUCCAAACUAUGGCAUGGUUUGUAGUAUUCCAUACUCUUGUGGAAGUCCAGAAAAAUGUGAAAGUCCUAUGGCGUCAUCACCUGUACCAUUUCAGCAAGAUGAAGCAGAAUUUUCAAGUUGUGAAUCUGAGGAUGAUGAAUUAGAAGAUGAAAAUUCUAGAAAUAAAAUUGACAAAUCAAAGGAAAAACAAUGUGAUGUUUUGUUGUUGGAUAAUAUCACACAAAUAAAGAUGGAAGAGACAUUAGAUAUGAAUGAAAUCAAACACACUGUUGAUAAAAUUGAUCAAACAGUAGAGAAACAAGAAUGGGAGACAACUAUUGAACAAAUGCCCAAUGUAAAUGGGGAUAGUAUAAAGCAGAAUGAUACAAACAAUAUGGAGACACAUGUACAGACAAAAAGGACUAAGAUGACAGAUGAUAGAAGUGACAUUAAUGUAGAAAACCCGUCAAAAAGAAGAAAACUUGAUUCUUUUGAGUCAGAUCUGAGAUCGUCCAGACAUGUUAAAGAAAUUGAAAAUCAAAUAUUGAUAUUACUGUCACGUGUGUCACAAAUGAAUGAUCCAAGUCAGCACAUAGUUACCAUAGAAAUUGUCUGUUGCCUAUUGGAUUAUUUACACAAAGUUGAUAAUCCACAACCAAGAGCAGCCAGAAUUCUAUCCAGGCUUGCUAAAAACCCUCUAUGUUUUGAGAAGUUACUGAAAAUGAACUUUAGUAUGUUGGUUUAUUACAAGUUAUGUCUGUACAAAUACGAAGAUGAAAUAAAUAAGCUCUCUAAAACUGACAACUGCAUUCUUCAAACAUCACAGGUAAAGAGAUGUACUGACAGAAGAAAAUCAUCAGGAUCUGAUCACUAUGGUUACAGAAAUAAUUCACAGUAUUCUUUUCUUGAUAAUCUAACUAAAAUUUCUGAAAGCAUUCCAAGUGAUAAAAAUGAAAGAAAAAGAUCUGCUGCAGACCGAGGAAAAAAUGUCAUGACAUCAGAAGAAGAAAAGUCCUAUUUUAAAGCACAAGUUGGUUUGACUUUAUUGCAAGAUCUGUGUAUCCAGGCAGACAGUCAUUUUGGUAGAGGUGAAGUUGAACGUUUGGUGUACAGAUAUCCAGACAUUAUUAGAGAAUGGUUAGCUGUAGAUGUGCUGUAUAUUUUAUGGUUGAGAGGCAUGCAUGGACACUACUUCAGAAGAAUGCAUUUUUUGACGAAAAUUUUUGAUAUUCUACAGAAUCUAACAGUUAAUACUUCUAUAUGCCAAGCAGCACUUCAAGGUUUGGUUUUUCUUGGGAAGAUGAUCAAUUUUCAGAUGAAAUGUGAAGAUAAAAGUUUUAGAAAGGACUAUGUUGUGCAUGAAUCCGAAGAUCGUCUAAAUAUAGUUGAUGUUGUACCUGAAUCAGAAGAUUGUCUAAAUGGGGUAGACAUGGAUAUCAGCAUUGAUUUGGAGGCAUGUAAAUUUGAUUGCGCUGAGGUGUCACAUAAAGUUGUAUUUUUAGUUGAAAACCAGAAACUUAUAUGUUGUAGAAACUUACUAUCAGAAUCGUCACCUUUGUUCACUGCUAUGCUUCAUGGGAAAUUUUUAGAGGCCAAUAAAAAUGAAAUUGUGAUAGAAGAUACAACAUUUUACGCCUUUCGCUAUUUGAUACAUUACCUGUAUAAAUGUACUGACAAAUGUCAUGUAACGGGUCAUUUUUUGGUUUGUGAUAAAUCUAUUGAAAAUGUCUAUCAUUGUUUGGAAGUCUUUUCAUUGGCUAUUAAAUACCUCGUAUAUAGACUGCAAACAUUCCUUCUACAAAUUUUAUCCAAGCAUUUAAUGACAGCUGAAUCCUGUUGUCAUGUCUUUGACUUUGCACUUUUGCAUGAUUUUUCUGAUUUAGCAGACGACAGUGUUAUUUGUGUAACAAAAAGGGGAAAUAAUCUGGAAAGAAUGAAAGGACUUUAUAAAUUUAUAUGUGGACAAAAUAAAGAUGCUUUUCUGGUGACUCUUAAAGAUUUGUUCACAAGUUCUCUCUAGAGUUGUCUGCAUUUAAGUAUAAGAAAUUGGUGUCCAUUUAGUCUGAGAAAACAUUACUAAAAUGAUUAAAAAUUAAUGUGUAUCUAUGUUAUUGUGUAUCUCAAACAACUGACAUUUACAUUGAAUUUAUUAUGUUUUUGAUUACUCAAAACAAUCAAUGUUGAGGUUAUGUAGGAAAUUUAAUAUUCAAAAUUAAAAUUGGAGUUUUAGUUACUGUGAUUUUCAUCAUGUCUCAGUAAUAUAAACAAUUAUUUCUUGAUAUAAAGUAAAGUUUGAUUAUUGAUUUUCUUGGCUAAAUUUUUAUAUAUGCACUCAUAUAUUUCUGAAAGUGAAGAAAAUUUUGUAAUAGUGACUUUUAGCCAAGCGAGUAUUCUUUAGAUAAUUAAAUGGACCAAUAUAGUAUUCAGAUUGCUUUAGUAUCAUCUUCAGGUAUAAAAGGAUGAAUUCCAUCAAAUGAUUAGAGUACUUAAUUCAAAUUAAUGAAAUUUCUACUAAUGGAAUAAAUGUAUUUUCAUUAGUUAUGCUAGAAAGGAUACAUAUAUACAAAGUCUCAAGUCAUAUCGCUACUCAUUUUAAGACUACAUAUAUAAAACAAAGGUAUUUCUUUAAAAGAGAGGUCAAGUAUUUUAAGCACUGGUUGGACUUACAAAAUUGAGGUUAGAGUUUGGGACCAUUUUUAUAUUACUUUAAUACCAAAUUAGACAUUUAAAAUUAAUUUUGAUAAGACCGCUAAAAAUUUGAGAUCAUAUAUUGCUAUCAUGUCGUUGUCAUCGUCAUCCGAAGACAUUUGGUUUCCAGACAAUAACUUUAGUAUUAGUGAAUGAAUCUCUUUGAAAUUUAACCACUAGGUUCAAUAGCACAAAAGGAAGGUUGGAUUGAUUUUGGGGGUCAUGGUCCCAACUGUUUAGGAAUAAGGGGUCAAAAAGGGGCCAAAAAAGGCAUUUUUCUAGUUUCCGGACAAUCACUUGUGUAUAAGUGUAUGGAUCUCUAUGAAAUUGUACCACAAGGUUCCAUACAACAAAGGGAAAGUUGGGAUUGACUUUGGGGGUUAUUGCCCAAACCGUUCAGGAAUUAGGGGCAAAAAAGGGGGGAAAACAAGGUUUUUCUGGUUAAUGGACAAUUACUUAGGUAUUUGUCUAUGGAUCUCUAUGAAAUUGAAACACAAGGUUUCAUACCUCAAAGGGAAGGUUGGGUUUGAUUUUGGGGGUUAUGGCUCAAACUGUUCAGGAACAAGGGACAAAAGGGGGGGGACAAGGUUUUUCUGGUUUCCGGACAAAUACUUAAGUAUUAGUCAAUGGAUCUCUAUGAAAUUGUACCACAAGGUUCCAUACCAUACGCAGAAGGUUGGGGUCGAUUUUGUGGGUUGUGGCUUUAAUUGUUAAGAAAUUAGAGGCCAAAUAGGGGCCAAAAACAAGACUUUUCUAAUAAUUUCUAAGCUGGUUCUAACAUAAAUUAUUUCUGAUCUAUAUAAAGAAACAAAAAAUACUGAUAUGGCAGGAGAUACACACCAAACAGGGUGUGUAAAUUAUUAUAUUUAGUUUGUAAACAGAUUUACUAAGUAUUGUGCAACAGCAAGAAAUCUUCAAUUGAAAAUAAAUACAAAUCUUUUAACCAAUUUCAAUGAGGAUUGAUUUAAAGUCAAAAACUGAAUUCUUGUGGUUCUAUGAUAUGCUGAAUAUUCAGAUUUUUAAUUUUGGGCCCUGUUUUCAAAUUAGUCUAUAUUAAGAUCCAAAGGGUCCAAAAUUAAACUUUGUUUGAAUUCAUGGUUUUUUUUUAUAUGCUGAAUCUAACCAUGGAAUUAGAUUUUGGAUAUUGGACCAUUAAAUAGAUUAAAUUCCCAUUUAAAAUUUUUCAGUUAUUUGACCACAUUUAUUCUGUGUCAGAAAUCUAUAAUGUGUCAAAUAUUUAAGCACUAUCCAAAUUCAGAGCUGUAUUAAGCUUGAAUAUUGUGCCCAUACUUGCCCCAACUGUUCAUAGUUCGACCUCUGCGGUCGUAUCCAGCUGCUCCAGGCGGAGCGCAUUUUUGAAUUCUGCACUACCUAAAAUUAGAUAUAUAUACAUACCAGUGAUCAUCAUAAAUGUGGUUUUGAAAGAAAUUAAAUCUGGAUCAUCCUAUGUAACAUAUAAAAAAGAUGAAAUUGAAAAUUGAAACUACUGCUCAGGGCUUUUAACAUUUUAAGACUUAAUUUCAGAUGUCCUUAGCCUAACUUUGUUGUUGUUAUAUGAAUAAUGUUUAUGCCUGAAAACAAUUGUGAUAUUUUAUUUUAUUGUUACAAGUUCUACAUACUAAGACCAUUGUUUAUUAAAAAAAUUAAAUCUGAUCACACAUA